Molecule: messenger RNA, 1495 nt
Organism: Wasmannia auropunctata (little fire ant)
Lineage: Eukaryota; Metazoa; Arthropoda; Insecta; Hymenoptera; Formicidae
Product: probable RISC-loading complex subunit BRAFLDRAFT_242885
Exons: 7
Coding region: 279-1430 (383 amino acids)
Source: RefSeq, a predicted model, not a curated record
CGGAUCCUAGAUCAGCACAUCGGCGGCGCACGCAACGCAUGCAUACACGAACGGUCAUGGGCACCCUCACAGAUAUCGUAGAGCUGCGAACGAGGAAGGGAUUCUCCGCUAACCAGUGAACCAUUUUUCUGUCGUCAAACGGAUCAAGCUUUUUGUGAGACUUGGAUCGAUCACAAAAAGCGGGAUUCGCUUUUCGCAUAGGAAUAUUGGCCUGACGAAGGAGCCGGCUGAACAAUUUUUUUCCACGCAGCUACGUCUCCCCGAAAAUCACCACUACAAUGGAGGAAAUGCAUCAACCACCGCAGGUCGGGCCUAACAUGAUGGCUGGUGUGGGUGGCGUUCCUAAUCAUUCAAAUAAUGUCAAUCGUCGUAAUAGAGUUCGCGUAACAUUACACGCCAUGAUGUUAGAGAAACUACCAUUGCACGAGGCGGCACGUUUGGAAAUGAAGUCGCUACCCAGCAAAACACCCGUCUCCGUUCUUCAGGAAUUGCUUUCCCGUAGAGGCACAAUACCCAAGUACGAGCUGGUCCAAAUCGAGGGAGCUAUUCACGAGCCUACGUUUCGUUACAGAGUCACCGUCACCGACGUCGUUGAUGCAGAUCCAAUUGUUUCAGCAAUGGGGACUGGCAGGUCCAAGAAAGAAGCGAAACACGCUGCUGCGAAAGCCGUGCUGGAUAAAUUAAUUGGAGUUAAUACCGAAGGCGUAGAAUCUCCACUUCCAAAUAGUUUACCUGAUUCACAAAAUUUACAAGAAUUACAGACGUAUGGAGAGGAGAAAAUAGUGAACAACCCAAUCGGAGCCUUACAAGAAAUGUGUAUGUCGCGCCACUGGCCACCCCCAAAAUACACGAUGGAGGGUGAGGAAGGUUUGCCUCACGAGAGGCAGUUUACUAUUGUUUGUUCAAUCUUAAAGUAUCGCGAGGUUGGCCAAGGAAAAAGUAAAAAGGUCGCGAAGAGGCAUGCCGCUCAUAAGAUGUGGCAGGCGUUACACGAUAUGAAUAACCAAGCUCCCAGUGUGGAUGAGGAUGAGAUUGUGCAAAGAAACGCAAACGUGAGCGCCCGUUAUGCCGAUCUGAAAGGUAGCAAAAUUUCGACACUGACAACAAUACAUAGUAUCCAAGUUUCGAAAUUUCACAAGAGUCUCAAGUCGUCCACAGGUGUUAAGCUUUUUCAACUGCAGAAUACUUGUUUCAACGAUGGGGAUGUAAAUUUGGUACAAUUUUUACAAGAAAUUGCGUCGGAGCAGCAGUUUGAAGUAACCUAUGUUGAUAUUGAAGAGAAAUCUAUCAGUGGUAAAUUCCAGUGCCUUGUGCAACUGUCUACCCUGCCAGUAGCAGUUUGCUAUGGUUGCGGUGCGACUAGUAAAGAUGCUCAAGCCAGUGCUGCUCAAAAUGCUCUGGAAUAUCUGAAAAUCAUGACCAAGAAGUGAGCCAGCGCUUUGCUCCUGCCAGCUGUCACCAUCACCUGCAAGCCCCACAAUCUGGCAUCUAACAA